AUGUCACGUUUUCCACCUGGAUUGCCUUUUAGGCUCAUCCCUCAUUUUGAAAUCUCAACCCUGUUAGACCCUAAGGACAUCAUCAUCGUCAACAACCAGCCUCAAACCAAUGUACGACGAACCAGGAGUGCUAAUUCCGCUGACUGUACUGAACGAGCGGCCAAGCAUCGCCGUACAAAUGGCGGUUCGGUAUCUGUGCCAAGGACUGCGACGACUCCGGUUGACCUUCAGCGUACGGUAAUGAUCAACAGUACUCUAAAACCUGAGCUACCGACACGAGAUGUUGACCUGUUUGAGUUCAAGGAUUCGUGCCGCCGUGCGGUGGAUCGGCUUCAUACACUACGUGAGGACGCAACUAAAUUGAAGGCGGAGGAUCUGAAGUCGGACUUGGGUAUGGAUUCUGCUGAGGAUGCUGCAUCUGUCUAUAAGUUGCGCACCAAUAUACAGUUGAUGUCGUGCUUGAGACAACCGUUACGUGCUCCAACGAUUACUGAGGUGAUACGCUCGGCGGCUAAUAUGAACGUGAGUCACAUUUUGGUCGAUCGCUGCCCACAUGGUCGUCCAAGGAGGAGGCGUAUAGACAUCCCGGUUGCUGCAAACAACAUCGCAUGGUCUGAGAAACGUUUGCACAAUUUAUAUGCGGCGUCAGUCAAUUUGCAUAGUUAUCAACUGGCAAUUGGAGCACGCCGUUACACGCAUCCCGAGAUAUCACCUGAAUCGGAUGCUUCCCGUCCUAUGCUAUUAAGAGGCCCUCAGAACCGUUCGAAUGCACCUAUGUUCCACCACCAUGCUAUGCAACGUCACCUCGAGCAACGUCGUCGGUCUGCAUUGACUUUAGUGUCCGACGACGAGUUGAUUGUAACGGUGAGCAUGUAUCAUGGCGUCCGUGGCCACAAGCUACGAGAAUACGACAUGCUGUCAUGUCAGCGCCUCUCUGAUCUGCGAGAUGUGUUUCGUUGUCCUGCCGAGAUUCGUCCAGUUGGGGUCAACCUUGGGGUUCAGGGGUCGUGCUUCAUGUUGAAUGGUCAGCUUUUUCCCGACCUACGUAAUGGAGCAUGCGAUUACUCUGAACCCCUUUUGCACUAUCUGCUUAAGUACAAGCCUGGUAUAUUGCGCACGAGUGAAUGUGUUGAGCAGAGCGAUGCGGUUAUAUGUCACCUUGAGUUGCCGGUAUACAGCCCCGGUUUUCUGCUCCACCACGGCGAUUGUGAGCAUCGUUUCGUGAUAACAGCUGUUCGCGCAUUCGUGAGAGGUCGUGAUUGCCCUUAUGAACAAUGCUACCCGGUUAGUGUGUUUACACCUCGUCAACGUUCCAUCCCUUGCCAAGUCUGCGAGGGCCGUGAGGCUAAAAUAUCGGUAUUCAACAGCCUAGUGCUGCCUCAUGUUCCUAAUUAUCUUUGUGAAGAGUGUUACAAGAGAUUUACAGCUUUAAAUACGCCAACAGGCGUGUACCGUUCAAACGGUCUUGCCCCUACCACUGCUGUCGAGUUCCCUAAUGAGUGA
Babesia sp. Xinjiang is the source of this 1503-nucleotide messenger RNA. RefSeq lists its product as uncharacterized. Gene Ontology annotation, molecular function: bent DNA binding; RNA polymerase III type 3 promoter sequence-specific DNA binding; RNA polymerase II cis-regulatory region sequence-specific DNA binding. Gene Ontology annotation, cellular component: snRNA-activating protein complex. The coding region runs from base 1 to 1503 and encodes 500 amino acids. The record is from RefSeq and is a predicted model, not a curated record. Lineage: Eukaryota; Apicomplexa; Aconoidasida; Piroplasmida; Babesiidae. Gene Ontology annotation, biological process: snRNA transcription by RNA polymerase II; snRNA transcription by RNA polymerase III. The transcript has a single exon.